Molecule: messenger RNA, 2688 nt
Organism: Nematolebias whitei (Rio pearlfish)
Lineage: Eukaryota; Metazoa; Chordata; Actinopteri; Cyprinodontiformes; Rivulidae
Gene: shisa7b
Product: shisa family member 7
Exons: 8
Coding region: 475-2556 (693 amino acids)
Biological process (GO): regulation of AMPA receptor activity; regulation of short-term neuronal synaptic plasticity
Cellular component (GO): postsynaptic density; AMPA glutamate receptor complex; dendritic spine membrane
Source: RefSeq, a predicted model, not a curated record
UUUGUUUAUAGAAAAAAAAACUAUUAUAAAUACUGCCAAUUUAAAAUAAAUAUUGAAUGGGGGAAAAUGCCCCUUUGUCAACAAACAGACCAAAAUUAAUCAGUCAUCCAAAACCUGGUGCCAUACAGCUGAUUCGUCUUGUUUAUAAAUGGUUGGCAUAAUGAUUUAGACUGUUGUGCUGGCAGUUCGUAAAAGGCAAAAAAAAAUUGUGAAAGACCUCAAUGUUUACACAAGCUGCUUUUAGGAACGAUUUGUACACAAACAAAUGUUUACAUUCAGACGGAGUGAAAUUACUCGUUUAUGGACGAGCCACUGAACUCUGACGGAAACCCAUACACCUGAACAUGAAACAGGACUAGUUCACCGGACUGACGUGAAAACUUUUUACUGUGGGGAUUUUUAUAAUUCAAGAAGUUGCCAUCUUGGAGAAGGACGCCAAUAAUACAUUUUUUAAUUGCUUUUUGGCUUUUGUAAAUGAAGGCUCUAAAACUUUGUCACAGAACAAUGAAACCUUCAGAGAAGAUGCUUUCCUUUUGCACCACCCUCCUGCUUUUCUACUGCCUCCCUGUUUCCACGUUAACCAUCACUAUGGAGCGGAAAGCUGUCGAUGGCGAAGCCAGGACGCUCGACGGUGGCAGAAACUCUGUGGCCUCUGAUAAAACGAGUGCCACCUUGUUCCUCCUGACAGGCUAUAAGCGGCCCGGUGCCAGCAGAUCCGUAGUUGCACCCAAAGCAGUUGAGUUGGAGGAUGGGGACGAUCCACCAGCAGUGGCUGAACUCCCCCCAAAACCUCUCCCGCAGACCAUGUUGACGAGGAACAUGACGGAAGACGGACUGAGGCCUCCGUACAGCCCAGCCCAGGUGGCUCCACCUCCAAGACAACUGGUCAAUGUGGAUGUUUGCAGGGGUUACUUUGACGUCAUGGGGCACUUUGACAAUACGUUCAACUGUUCCAAGGGCAGUUACAUUUAUUGCUGCGGUACCUGUCACUACCGGUUUUGCUGCGAGCAUCAGGGACAGCGGCUGGACCAGGACACAUGUAACAACUACAUUUCCCCAGUCUGGGCCGACCCACAGGUCCCUGUCACUGUGCCACCAAGCAACAAGCUUGACCCAGGGUUUGAGACCCUGCAGCAGCAGAGCAGCAGUACGGCGUAUGUGAUCGGAGGAGUGAUUUCCUUCACAUUGGUGGUGGCCGUCGGCGUCAGGAUCGCCUUCAGCAAGGUGGCACGUCGACCCCGCAACAGAGAAAUCAACAUGCCGAGGUCACUGGUGGACAUCUUGCGUCAUCAGUCGAGCCCCAUGCAGCAAGGCGAGAGGAACAACGUUGCAGUGUUGACCACCUCCGACGGACGCACAUCCAAAAGCCUCUACACGCCCAUCCUGCAGAUGAAAGACAACCGCACUGGGACUUUGCACCACCCAUUUAACCAGCAGGGGUCUGCUUCCAGCCCCAAACACUCUGCUACCAUCGAGCGUGGGACUCGUAUGAACAACACAGCCCAGCUAUCAUCCGGUCCCACCUUGAUUUCAGGUAGUGGUAAAGGUGUUGGAGGGGUCAGCGUCGGAGGAGGCGGCAUCAUGGGAGGGAGCACGAGAUACAACAGCAACCACCCGUCUUUCUCCCACUCCUUCCACAACCUGGCCCAACUGCCACCAUCCUACGAGACGGUCAUGAAACCAGAACUCAACCGCUACAGCUCCCUGAAGAAGCUGGAGAAAGAACUUGAUGAGUACUCCGGCUACUACACCUCCAAACGCCGCUCCAACAACGCUCCACCUUCGUUCUAUUCCUCGCAGCACCACCUCCCCUGGGGAGGCGACUACACGCUGGGAUCCAGGGGGACUCUGCCUCUGCAUGGGUCCCGACCGCACCUCCACAUGCCCCCGUCCACCCCAAACCCUUACCCUCUGCCCUCCCAGACGCCAUACACCAACUCCACCUUCGACAGGCCGCCGCGACGAGUCCGCUCCCAAGACCAGCUGCUGGCUUUCGGGGAGGGCAACACCCUGUCCCGCCUGUCCAAGAACCAGCAGCACCAGUACUACAAAGUCAUGAUGAGCACCAGCAGGGGCCCCACAUCGCAGACACUCCGCAGGUCCCACGAGCGGCUCCUGGUCUCUCCUGAUCGUCUGGAGGACCGGCUGAUGACGAUGGGUCUGCCUGUGGGAGUAGCCGAAAGAGGUGCAGGAAGUGGGAUGUUUCCCACCAUGGGCCAGCUCAGUCACCACCAGAAGGCCCAGUCACAGCAGAACAUCUGCGCCACGCCAUCCAUGGACCGUCACCACAUGAUCAAGAUGAACUCCCACCCAACGUCGGGCCACGACCACGAGCGCAGCUCCGCUGUCAUGCCCGGGAUGGGGAUGCACAGCGGCUGGGACCCCCACGGGGGCCACGGCGGAGGGGGAGUGGGCACCAUCGGAGGCCACCCCAACGCCCGGCGAAUGGCUUUUGCCAGCAAACGGCAGAACACCAUCGAACAGCUGCAUUUCAUCCCUGGAGGAGGAGGAGGGCAGGGACUGCGGACUGGGAGUAAGAAUGAGGUGACGGUGUGAGAGGAUGAUGAAGAGACCGGUAAGGGUAAAUAAGAUGACAGGAUUAGUUGGUGAAUAAAGUGGAGAUGACGAGGAAAAUGCAAAGAAACGAGGAAGAGUUUUAUCUGGCUGUCCCUUCUUUAAAAAAAAAAA